CUUGAGUCAUCGCUUACUACUCCUUGACACUGAUUCUUGGCCACUUAGGCACCACACUGCGCAUAACCAUAUUAUACAUUCUCCCCCUUCAACAUGUCCUCGAAACGGCUCAGCGGCAAGGUCUGCAUCAUCACCGGCGCUGGCAGCGGCUUUGGCGAGACGUUCGCGAAGCGCUUCGUCCAAGAAGGCGCCAAAGUCGUCAUCGCGGAAAUCAACCAGACCGCUGGUAAACGCGUCGAGGAAGAAAUCGCGUCCUCCCACGCCGACCAAGUCCUCUUUGUCCACGCCGAUGUCACAAGCAAACAAUCAUGGGAGGAGCUGCUGCAGAAGGUGCUGGAUAAGUUUGGCACACUGGAUGUUGUGUUCAACAAUGCUGGAACAACAUACAGGAAGAAACCGUCGCAUGAAGUGACAGAAAAGGAGUGGCAGAUGUUGAUUGAUGUCAACAUGAAGAGCAUAUACUUGAGCACUGCGGUAGUCGUGCCAUAUUUCAUGAAUACGAAGGCUGGCAUCAUGCUAAAUACUUCGUCCAUCGGUGGGUACCAUACCAAGGAAGAGUUAGUCUAUUACGGCGCGAGCAAGACCUUUGUCAAUAUGAUCACCGAGGGUCUCGCGUCCGAAUAUGGACCGCAUGGAAUCCGCGUCAACUCCAUAUGCCCGCUCCUCGGCUAUACAGGGUUAACCGAGGCCUUCAUCGGCGCAAAGAAUGAUGCGGGCUUCCGUGCCCAAUUCGAGGCUACAGUGCCACUUAGAAGGGGUCUGGACAACAACGAUCUUGCGAAUGCUGCGAUCUACCUCUGCUCUGACGAAGCAUCGUUUGUCACUGGCGUCAACUUGAAGAUUGAUGGUGGUAGUACAUGUGUCUGACCGUUCUAAGGACGCCACCCUCAAAUAUAUC
This is a messenger RNA of Trematosphaeria pertusa, 898 nucleotides long. RefSeq names its product putative alcohol dehydrogenase. The coding region runs from base 94 to 867 and encodes 257 amino acids. The transcript has 2 exons. Lineage: Eukaryota; Fungi; Ascomycota; Dothideomycetes; Pleosporales; Trematosphaeriaceae. Gene Ontology annotation, molecular function: oxidoreductase activity. The record is from RefSeq and is a predicted model, not a curated record.